Messenger RNA from Arachis duranensis, 891 nucleotides. Its product is annotated as zinc finger BED domain-containing protein RICESLEEPER 1-like. Lineage: Eukaryota; Viridiplantae; Streptophyta; Magnoliopsida; Fabales; Fabaceae. The coding region runs from base 1 to 891 and encodes 296 amino acids. The transcript has a single exon. Gene Ontology annotation, molecular function: DNA binding. The record is from RefSeq and is a predicted model, not a curated record.
AUGAGUGUUAUAUUGAAGGAGAUUGAUGAUUCAGUUGCCAAAAUUCGAGAUGCUAUGAAGUAUAUCAGAUCUUCAAAUUCAAGAUUAACUAGGUUUAAGGGAUAUAUUACACAAGAGAAUAUUCCACAUAAGACUCUUGUUUGCCUAGAUGUUGAAACGCGAUGGAGAUCUACAUACUUAAUGUUAGUAGCAGCCUUAAAGCAUCAAAAGGCAUUUGAGCUAUUAGAGAUGCAAGACAAAAAAUUUGUUGAAGAAUUAAACAAGGGAAGAGGGGUACCUUUAAUUCAAGAUUGGGAUUAUGCUAAGUUCGUCUUACCGUUUUUAGAGAUGUUUUGCUAUGCUACACUUCGCAUCUUUGGAUCCUCUCAUAUCACUAUUAAAUUAUACAUGAAAGAAGUGUUUGCUCUUGGAAGGAAAAUUCAACAAUAUCAUGAUAAUGAUGAUUUGAGCAUAAGUCUUAUGGCAAGUAAGAUGAAAGCACAAUACAACAAGUAUUGGGGAAAUGCAAAAACUAUUAACAUGUUGAUGUUAAUUGCCGUAGUUCUAGAUCCCUUCCAUAAGUUGGAUUAUGUUGAGUGGUGCCUAGUUAAUUCUUUUGGUGCAGAAGUGGGUGGUGAAUUGAAGACAAAGUUGUCUUCUUGUCUUCAUUCACUUUAUAAUUUAUAUCAAGGUGCAGAUGAAGGAAACCAAGAUGAUACCCUCUCCCAACCGAGUGCAAGUGAUAAAGCCAAAGAAAUUUAUGAUACGGGGUUAUAUCAUCGAUCAACCGGUCGCAAAUCCAAUCUUAAAUCUGAGCUUGAUCGUUAUUUGAAUGAAGACUGUGAGCCAGAUGAUAAGCCUUUGUAUAUUCUAGGAUGGUGGAAGGAUAACUCGAAUUGGUUUUUCGUCUAA